UUUUUUUUUUGUUUCUAUUCCCCUUCUCUCCUUGCCUUUCUAUCCUUAUUACCAGUUUUCUGUAUUAUUAAAUGAUUAUGACCAAGAUAGAUUCCACUACCAAGAAAGAGGAUAGAGGUCACCUUCUCCUUGAGCAGGAUCAGAAUAGACAAAAUAUUGCUCUGCCUCCCAAAAAGCUUAUGGCAAAUAAAGUUCAUGCAGCAGAAAGAGCUGCGUCGAAUAGCAAAAAGUUAACCAGCAGUACUGCUACUAUGACGAACUCUAGAAUAAUGACAACAAUGACAACAGAAAGGUCCACCGCUACCACCACUACCACCAGUUUCAAAAUGGCUUCUGCUUCAGUCGGAAAAGAAGACAUCAGUAGACCCAAUGGGGAGGCUCAAAAAAGCACUCCCAGUCAUGCUGAAUCAUUUGGAACUGGAAACAGUACGUCAAAAAGAAGGCCUUCCACCACAAUAGAAAGUAGUAAAGAGAAGAGAGCCAUGAUGAGCACCAAUAGUAACAAUAAUGUCAACGACAACAGCAGCAGCAGCAGCAACAACCAUAGACCGGCUCCUGCGAAGGCAGCGAGAACAAUCACUCAUUCCGAACGAAUUGUUCAAGCCGAGAUCAGUAACUACAGACCUUACUUUACUGAAGUUGACGGUGAUUCUGACUCAACAUUGAGCGAGGAAGAGAAGAAUCUUCUAGUUGAACUUGAGUACCCCGGGCCCGUAGAACCUGAACGAUUCCUUUUGCUGAAGCCUGUCCUAAAAACCUCGAGUGCACGUAAUGCCGAUUCUGAAGAAGAAGAUAAAGAUGAAUAUAACCCCAUCAACGACCUCAUGAGGACAGCCGAGUUCAUUUAUGAUUGUUACCUCACUCCUGAGCAACAAAAGAAAUUGGGUGAUCAAUCGCAAGGCAUCAUGCGUAAUCUGACCAAGUACCGCAAUCGUCGUAAUGGAGCUGGAUUCGCUCAAGCGUUAAAGGAUUUCAACAGAGUUAUCAAGCAGUUCAAACAAGACGGCAGUUUAGCAAAGAACGCUAGUGAUAUGUGCCAUCCCAGUUACGAUUUAGCUUGCCAUAUUCUAUUUCAGGUCUACAGCCGUACAGUGGCACCUCAAGCAGACCAGCUGAACAAUUAUGCAGCGUUUUCAAAUAAUGUGUACGGUGAGAUUAAUCCUAUUUUGGUAAAAGAGUUUAUUGCCAAGACCGGGAUCAAUUCUCGUAGCGUUUUCAUGGAUAUGGGAUGUGGUAUUGGUAACGUGGUGCUACAGGUCGCUGCACAAACAGGAUGUGAAGCUUACGGCAUCGAGAUCAUGGAAACUCCUUGUAGAAUGGCCAAGCGCCAACUGAGAGAAUACGCGCGACGAAUGAAGGCUUGGAAACUUCCCACUGGCAAAAUUCAUUUUAGACAUGGCGACUUCUUAGACGUAGCAGCCAACGAUUUAUAUUCUACGCUAAAGAGAUCUGAUGUUCUGUUGGUCAAUAACUACGCAUUUGACGCAGCGACCAAUCAAGCGCUGGCUCAGCUAUUUUUAGAUUUGAAAGAAGGCACCAAGAUUAUUUCAUUGAAAUCGUUUGUGCCUAAGCAUCACAAAAUCAACCAACGUACACUCAAUAUGCCAGAGUCGAUUUUACGUGUAGAAGAAUUUGAAUAUUUCUCAGAAGCAGUUAGCUGGACGAAUAACGGUGGAAAUUAUUAUAUUGCCACUGUUGAUCGCAGCCGCUUAGCACCUUACUUUGAAGAAAUGUACGGACGUUAGAUUGCCAUAGAAUUCUUCUUUCUUAUUUAAGUUUUUUAAGUUAUUAUUGCUUUUAUCAUCAUUAUAUACAUAUAUAUAUUAUCUUAUAUCACUUUUUGUAUAGUACUUAUCGUCUAUUUUUUUUUUUUUUUUUGAC
Messenger RNA from Mycotypha africana, 1881 nucleotides. RefSeq names its product histone methylation protein DOT1-domain-containing protein. The coding region runs from base 72 to 1745 and encodes 557 amino acids. Gene Ontology annotation, molecular function: histone binding; histone H3K79 methyltransferase activity. The record is from RefSeq and is a predicted model, not a curated record. The transcript has 4 exons. NCBI's taxonomy places the organism in Eukaryota, Fungi, Mucoromycota, Mucoromycetes, Mucorales, Mycotyphaceae. Gene Ontology annotation, cellular component: nucleus; nucleosome. Gene Ontology annotation, biological process: DNA damage checkpoint signaling; subtelomeric heterochromatin formation; regulation of transcription regulatory region DNA binding.